Messenger RNA from Zeugodacus cucurbitae (melon fly), 2240 nucleotides. RefSeq names its product hydroxylysine kinase. The coding region runs from base 665 to 1939 and encodes 424 amino acids. Gene Ontology annotation, molecular function: amino acid kinase activity. Lineage: Eukaryota; Metazoa; Arthropoda; Insecta; Diptera; Tephritidae. The record is from RefSeq and is a predicted model, not a curated record. The transcript has 5 exons.
AAAUUAUUAUUUUUCUUUUUAAUUUGAUAUAGCGGAAAAUUAAAUUUUAUGAAAGAAACUGCGCUAUCACAUGUCUGUCUAUAAAGUAAAAGUGUAUAAACUGGAGAUACAUAUAGAAUUGUGUAUUUUUUUAUUGCAAACGCCAAUAAAUUAAGCCAAAUCGCUCAAGCAAUGCAAACAUUGUACAAUGUUCAUAUGAGGCUAUAUGGAUCAAGACAGCUUCAGUGAGACAACGGCAGCAGCAGCAGCGUCGUGGAGAGCGAGUUAAAAUGAAGCAAAGAUAAACAACUUUAACAAUAUGAGUUCAACAAAUGAAGUACACACAAAAUAAAGUAUACAAAAAAACAAACAAUUUAAAAUUAUAACAACAGCAACAACAACAGCGAAGUUUAAUAAACAACAAGCAAACAACAACCGCUGCAUUUAGCUGUAUGAAGAGCGAGGGUAACAACACACGGCAUAUCAUUUGACACUUAUGUGUGGGUAGCAUUCGCAUUUGUGCCGGUGAGCAGUAAAGUGCCUAGAGGCGGCAAGCUUAUUAUACUAAUUUUUAUUAUUUCUCAAAUAUUUUGCUAUUUAAUUUCCAAUUGAAAGGGCUGACGCAAAAUUGUCAAUUUUAAAUUCUAAGUCACGAGUCGCAACUAAACAGUGCAAUUACUCAAUCAUGGAACAGUGGAAUAAUGUCGAAUUGACCAGUUUAAGGAAGAAAUCCUAUACAUUAAAUCAUGAAUAUGAUUUAGCUAAUAAAUGCGUGAUUGCGAACAAUAAUAUCGAUGCGUCGACCGCUGGCGACAAUAAUGCCAAUGGCAGUAACGAUGCCAACAAUGCCAAUCAAAGUGAAUUAUUACAGCCAGGCUCGAAUAUUAAGCCAAAAGUGACGGCUGAAAAUGUGGAAUCAUUAGUGCGACGACUCUAUGGCAUAACAAUAAAUGAGAUCAAAGAGUUGAUAUCAUAUGACGAUCGCAAUUAUCUAAUACAACCAGACUGGAAUAUAAAAAAUCCAAUUAUCGCAACGCCAUGGCCACACGGUUAUGUUUUGAAAAUUCUUAAUGCGUUGGACUCGAAAAAAACCGACUUCAUUGAUGCGCAGAAUCAACUUAUGAAUUAUUUGUCCAAAGAAGGCAUAGUUUGUCCCACACCAAUAACUAAUGUGAAUGGCAAAUAUUUUUCGGUGGUACACCUUAAUGGCGCUGACUAUGUUGUACGUCUGUUGGAGUUUGUACCGGGCAAGAUGUUUCAUGAAGUGGAGAAGUCAAAUUAUCUGCUAUAUAAGAGCGGUGAAUACAUAGCUAAGAUCGACAGAGCGCUGAAAAACUUCCAACACGACGCCUACGACACACACAAAACCUUAUGGAUGUUGGAAUCUGUACCACAAUUGCGUGAAUUCCUCUAUGCUCUACAGGAUCACGAACGCAAAGCAAUUGUUGAGGAAAUAAUCGAAUCAUUCGAAAAUAAUGUACUCAAUAAAUUAGAUGCGCUGGAAAAGCAAAUCAUACAUGGUGAUUAUAACGAACAGAAUAUCAUUGUUGAACAAUCGAAAUCUUCUGCAAGUGGCGAAUACAAAGUGAAGGGCAUCAUAGAUUUUGGUGAUACAAACAAAUCGCCAAUAAUAUUCGAAAUCGGCAUUGCAUUAACAUAUAUGAUACUGCAGGCAAAAUCACUAGAAAGCGGUGGCUACUUCCUUGCCGGUUACACCGAUAUACGACCAAUAAGUAACGAUGAACGUUUACUAUUGAAAUACUGCGUAGUAGCACGCUUAGCACAAAGUCUCGUAAUGGGCGCAUACACGCACUCGUUGGAUCCAUCUAAUGAAUAUGUAUUGGUAACACAAGAGGAAGGUUGGAAAAUGAUUGAAGAAUUGUGGCGUAAUCGUUUUACGGAAAUUGAUGAAUUAUGGCAGACAACAGCUGAUAAAUAUCUUACGCAAAGUGUUAAAUAACUUUGACUCGAAAGCCUAUCAUCUUCGCCGCAUAUAUGUAUGUUGUCGGCUAUAGCACACGGCGCGUACUCUAUUAUAAUAUAACCAGAAAGGUCCCGGAUUUUUAUCUGGCCAAGAACUGUCAAAUCGGCAGCAUUCCUCAAAACUAUUUGCCGCUACAACAACAACAACAGUACUAUAUAUAUAACCAAUCCAGUCAAUUUUAAAAAAAUAUAACAUGUCAAUUUGUCAAGUUAAACUGUAAUACGAGUAUUAUGUAUAUAUAAAUUUAUAAAUUAAAUACGCCUAUAUGUAAAAAUAA